Prorocentrum cordatum is the source of this 366-nucleotide messenger RNA. Lineage: Eukaryota; Dinophyceae; Prorocentrales; Prorocentraceae. The record is from the annotation of a GenBank genome assembly.
AUGCUCGUCGCCCUCUUCACAGGGAUCUCCGAUCGGGCGCCGGCCCGAGGUGUUUAUCUCUUCCGCCGUGCCGCUGGAGCGCGGCCCGUUGGCCUGCAUAGCCCCGCGUGCCAGCUGGACGAGACGGCCGCGUUGCAGGGGAGAGUGCCAGGAGAAGGGCGCUGGCGCUCGAGCGGCGGCACACCACCAGUGAAGACUUCAGGCCAGCUGUGCAACGGCGGCACGUCUGCGCAGGGCGCCCUGGCGACAUCCCCGAUGAUGCCCUGGCCCAGCCUCUUCCGCGAUCCCAUGGCCAUCUGUACUGCGGUCGCCGUACAUCGUCAUCAUCGGCGCCGCCUCCUAUCCCCGGACAGUGCUUGCACUUAG